AUAUAACUUUACAAGUUACUACAACAAACUUACUAAAAACAUUUGAAAAAUGUUUAAAAUUCUUACAAUACUCUCAAUACUAGCAGCUAUUACUGUAGUCAUAAAAUGUGACCUGGGUGAUGUUACAACCAACCCACCAUGGGAUUGUUAUUCAGCACCUGAUGUGGGACCAUGUAAAGCGAUGAUACCCAGGUACUUUUGCAACCAGACGUCCCACAAAUGCGAGCCAUUCAUAUACGGCGGGUGCGGUGGCAAUGAUAACCGUUUCGAGACAACAGCUAUUUGUGUGCAAUAUUGUGGCGGUAUUGUUACUCAGCACCCGAUGGGGGCCAAUGUUAUGGCUACUUUCCCCGAUACUUUUGAAACACAACUUCCCACAAAUGCGAGCCAUUCAUAUACGGCGGAUUGUUACUCAAAAUACGAUGUGGGCCUCUGUAGGGCAGCCAUAGACCGGUACUAUUGCAACCCAAAGGCCCACAAAUGCGAGCCAUUCACAUACGGCGGGUGCGAUGGAAAUGCCAACAAUUUCAAUACGACAGCCCUAUGCGUGCAAUCCUGUGGCGGUGUUUGUAAAUCAUAAAUAAAUUGAAUAAGAUUUUUAAAUAAUUUUUUAAAAAAUUUGCUUGG
This is a messenger RNA of Oppiella nova, 627 nucleotides long. NCBI's taxonomy places the organism in Eukaryota, Metazoa, Arthropoda, Arachnida, Sarcoptiformes, Oppiidae. The record is from the annotation of a GenBank genome assembly.